UGGAGAGAAACUGUGGACCUUGCAACCAAGUAACUGAUUAACGGCUAGAAUAUGAUUAAGAGCAGCAGCAUGGGAAUGGCUGUUCUGGGAGGAGGACUCGGAGGAGCUUGGCCGCCUUCUUGUUUAGCUUACUCCUCUUUCUUUGGGCAUCCUCCGUCUCUUCCCCCCCUAAACCUCAACCUCAAAUCCCCAAACAACCAAAAGUCUCCUCCUCCUCCUCGUUUUGGUGUAUGCAAAGCUUCAUGGCAAGAGCUUGUGGGAGUUGUGGUAUUCUCUGCCAUUCCAUUCACGGCCGUGAAAGCCAUAGCCAAUAGCGCACUCGGACAGUCUCUGCAGAAGCGGUUGGAGGAAAGGAAGAAACUUGCUGCGGAGAAUUCUUCCACCUUUAGGGCCUCCGCCCAAAUCGCACGAAAACGCAGCUUGUGGUACGGAGAAGGGCGUCCCCGUUGGCUUGGCCCAAUUCCAUAUGAUUAUCCUGCAUAUCUUACUGGAGAACUACCUGGGGAUUAUGGUUUUGAUGUUAUAGGUCUGAGCAAGGAUCCUGUUGCUUUCCAAAAGUAUUUUAACUUUGAAAUACUCCAUGCUCGUUGGGCUAUGCUAGCUGCCCUUGGUGCUUUGGUUCCUGAAAUAUUAGAUCUGUUAGGAGCCUUUCAUUUUGUUGAACCAGUAUGGUGGCGAGUUGGCUAUUCAAAACUUAAGGGAGACACACUAGACUACCUUGGUAUCCCGGGGCUCCAUGUAGCAGGAAGCCAAGGAGUGAUUGUCAUAGCCAUAUGCCAAGUUCUCCUGAUGGUUGGACCUGAAUAUGCAAGGUAUUGUGGGAUUGAAGCAUUAGAGCCUUUGGGAAUAUACCUGCCAGGCGAUGUUAAUUACCCGGGAGGAGAGCUUUUUGAUCCCUUGAACCUCGCCAAAGACCCCGUAGCCUUUGAGGAGCUGAAGGUGAAGGAGAUAAAAAAUGGGCGCCUAGCUAUGGUGGCCUGGUUAGGCUUCUACAGUCAAGCUGCUUUGACAGGUAAAGGUCCUGUUCACAACUUGCUUGAACACAUUUCAGACCCCUUACACAAUAAUGUGUUUACACUACUCAAAUCAAUGUAAAUCUUGUUUGGAUUGUACACUAUAUUUGCACCUACGUUGCCAAUGUACAUCUUAUCUGCAACUCCAAGCGACUGUAAAAAAAACGACGACUAUUGUAUGAGUCAUCAAAUUUAAAUUUUACGUUUUGCAGUUGA
Pyrus x bretschneideri (Chinese white pear) is the source of this 1229-nucleotide messenger RNA. Its product is annotated as chlorophyll a-b binding protein of LHCII type 1. The record is from RefSeq and is marked provisional. Gene Ontology annotation, cellular component: membrane. NCBI's taxonomy places the organism in Eukaryota, Viridiplantae, Streptophyta, Magnoliopsida, Rosales, Rosaceae. Gene Ontology annotation, biological process: response to light stimulus; photosynthesis, light harvesting in photosystem I.